AUGGUUCAUCCUUGUGAGACUGCUGGUAAAGGACCGGUUUGGGCUGAUUUGCUCGACCAGGGGGUCAAGAGUCAAGACUGCACUGUUAGUCGGCAUGGGGAUUCAGAUCAUUCAGCGGUUUUCUGGUAUAAAUGGAGUUCUUUACUAUACCCCCAAAUCCCUGAAGAAGCAGGAGUAGAAGUUCUUCUUUCAAACUUGGGAAUCAGUUCGGAAUCUGCAUCGCUCCUCAUCACCUUCACGACUCUGCUGAUGCUUCCAUGCAAUGCCAUCGCCAUGCUUCUGAUUGAUAUCUCAGGCAGAAGGUAG
This is a messenger RNA of Linum trigynum, 306 nucleotides long. The record is from the annotation of a GenBank genome assembly. NCBI's taxonomy places the organism in Eukaryota, Viridiplantae, Streptophyta, Magnoliopsida, Malpighiales, Linaceae.